CGCGUUCGCUGGCCUGUUUAGCUGCACCGGCGCGUGUUCGUCACCCAUCUUUAUCGCAGAAACAAAGCCCGUCGCAUCGUGCACUGCUGCCCACUACACCUCCACUAUGGCGAACACUCACCUAGAGCAUGCGCGCUCGCUUGCGCUGACCGACAGCAAAUACUACCCCAGCUUGAUGCCCGGUGUGCUGCCGCUCAUCGGCCCCAAUUCAAAUGCCUCGCUGGAGGUGCAACGAUUUGGAGCCGACUUCCUAGCUGAGAUGUUUGCGUCGCCCAUGUGGUCUGCAGAAGCGAAGCAGCCCAUAGCGUUGCUGGUCCUCGACACCCUCAAGUACUAUUUGGAUGAGGUGCACGACCGCGGCGUCAUCAAGGGCGCGGUCCAGGCGGCAGCUUCCGUCUAUCCUCUGGUAUACAGGCACACAAUCUCCGACCCAAACGACAAACAGCACUGGCAGACCAUGAUCGACAUCAAAUCUAAUAUACUGAAUCGGAUGAACACCGCCCCUCCAGGCGUCCGAAUAUGCUGCGUCAAGUUCGUGCAGCAGGUGGUGCUUGUGCAGACACCAGGCGUGAUAGAUCCUAGGCGGCCCGAUCACAGCGACGUCUCGCUCGCCCUCGUACCCCGCGAUCAUCCGCUCUUGACAUACGUACACCUCGAGGCUGAAGGGCACGGCUUGCUAGAUCGACUGCUAGAUAUCAUACAUGGAGAUCAUAGUGAUGCGUUGUUGGUCACCUCUGUGCUCAACAGCCUGGGUGUCUUGAUCCAUCGACGGCCUGUCGUUGCAAACAAGGUCCUCAACAGCGUGCUGAACUUCAACCCACUCAAAUUGGCAAACUCGCCCAUGACACCCAAGAACAAGGUCAGCAUGAAGGCCAUAGAACGCACAACGCGAGCUCUGCUUGUGAACAUCCUUAAGAGGAAUACCACUGAGCGGCCAAAUGACCCCAACAAUGGUCGGAUACAACAUUUCUUGGAGCGUAUGCAUCGUAUGCGACACGACAUAAUGGAGGAGAGCAGCCGGAAGCGGCCAGCUCCCGCUGAACCUACUAACGGCUUAGACCCUGCAAAGCGACAGCGUUUGGCAGCUGAACCUCCAACGCUCGCCGCAACAGUGCCCCCUCUCCCUCCUGGUCCUGUGAGCUAUCGUCAGCUGUACACCAUAGACCCUGAGAACGCUGCUGCGAACUUUGAUGUCAAGAUGUUUCAGGAUCCUGCACUUGUUCAGCAGAUCCUUAUACCUAUUCUGCAGUCGAUUGACGAGAAGAAACUUCUUGAAGCUACCAAUGUCGUCCGUAGUCGCUACCUUACACUUAGUCAUUCCAUGUCGAGACAACAGCCUCUUGCACCUGUCGACGAAGACGAAUACGAACCAGACGACUACGAACCUGAGGAUGCUGAGCAAGUAGCGAACAGACUUGACAGCACCGGCGAUAUUACACACGUUGCACCAGCAGCUUUCAAAUUGCCUGAGGCACCUCGUCUCUCCGUCGAAGAGGUACAGCAACACGGCGAGCUCGCGGUACGGCGCACAUUCGGCUUAAUAGGCGAGCUCGAGGAGAAAGGCAAGGCCACAAAGGGUGGCUUCAACCGCCUCGCGGCCAGCGACUACGGUCGGGACGCCUGGAUUACCAUCGCCACCCGACUAGCUACCCGCGCAAGCGCCGGCCUAGACGACCCAAACGAUGGCAUCAAAGACGAGUACGCCGUGAAGAACAUCAAAGGAAGCCUCUCCGUCAGCGAAUCAAUACGAGAUCUGCUCUACGACUACGUCAUCCGCGACUGGAAGAAGCGCAUCGAUGUCGCCGUCUCCUGGCUCAACGAGGAGUGGUACAACGACGCCAUCCUCGCGCAAACCGCAGCCGCAUCGUCUGCGAAAUCCAGCACGAACGGCAUUACUCCGCCAAAGGGCCACUACCACCGCUGCGCCCUCCGCCUCAUCGACGGCAUCCUCCCGUACGUCGCCCCCCAGGACAAGGGCCUCAUCCGCCUGUACUCCGAGCUGCCCACCCUCGACUACGAGAUCCUAUCCCGCAUGAAGACCAUGGCGCAGGACCCCGAGCGCGUCGGACUGGCGACGCAGGUCCUGCAGUAUUUGCACAUGUUCCGGCCGCCGGUCAAAGAUGUCGUGGUGCAGAUUGCGGCGGAGCUGUGGCGCGAGAAUGACCGCGCGAAGCCGAAGGCGGGGCAGCUGCUCAAGGUGUGGAGGCCGGAGGUGCUGGCUGAGGCGGGUGGUGGGGAGGUGAAGAUGGAGGAGGCGAAUGGGAAUGGCAAUGGGAAUGCGGUGGUGGAGGUGCAGGCUGCUGCGUAGGCGCCAUGGGAACGCCUAGGUGAGCAGCGAGCCACCCACCCAUGUAUCGGAUUGAUCGGGCGGGUGGAUACGCCGGGGACGGAACGGGAAGAGAUCUGUAUCAUGACCAUG
This is a messenger RNA of Paraphaeosphaeria sporulosa, 2419 nucleotides long. RefSeq lists its product as uncharacterized. The transcript is spliced from 6 exons. Gene Ontology annotation, cellular component: mRNA cleavage and polyadenylation specificity factor complex. Lineage: Eukaryota; Fungi; Ascomycota; Dothideomycetes; Pleosporales; Didymosphaeriaceae. The coding region runs from base 107 to 2308 and encodes 733 amino acids. The record is from RefSeq and is a predicted model, not a curated record.